AUGGAUUAUACUGCUUUGAUUGCCUCUCAGGCUUUAAUCAGAGCCCAGCAAGACGCCACCGUUUGGAAGCCCGAUUCAUGCCAGAACUGCCGUUGCCAUGGUGACAUCGUUAUCUGCAAACCCGCCGUUUGCAGAAACCCUCGGUGUGCUUUUGAGAAGGGAGAAGUGCUUCAGAUUCCCGCCAACCAAUGCUGCCCAGAGUGUGUGCUGAGAUCUCCUGGAUCUUGCCGUCAUGAAGACAAAGUCCAUGAGCAUGGAACACAGUGGGCCUCUUCCCCAUGCAGCGUGUGCUCUUGCACCCACGGGGAAGUAAGGUGCACCCCCCAGCCUUGCCCACCGCUGUCCUGUAGACACCGCGAGCUGGAACUCACCCCUGACGGCAGCUGCUGCCCAGUCUGUGUGGGCCCUGGAAAACCCUGUUCCUAUGAAGGCCGUGUGUUUCAAGAUGGGGAGCACUGGCAUUUGAGCCGGUGUGCCAAGUGUGUGUGUAGAAAUGGGAUCGCCCAGUGUUUCACAGCUCAGUGUCAGCCUCUGUUUUGUAACCAGGGUGAAACUGUCGUCCGAGCCCCUGGAGAAUGCUGCCCACAGUGCUCUGCACGAUCCUGCCCCGUUGCUGGCCGAGUGUAUAAGCAUGGUGAGCAGUGGAGUGAAAAUGCCUGCACCACGUGUGUAUGUGACCAGGGCGAGGUCCGGUGUCAUAAACAGGCCUGCCCCCCGCUGAGAUGUGACAAGGGUCAGAGCAGGGCUCGCCAUCAUGGGCAAUGCUGUGAGGAGUGUGUGUCUCCUGCUGGAAGCUGCUCGUACAAUGGGAUCCUACGGUACCAGGAUGAAAUGUGGAAGGGCUCCACCUGUGAGUUUUGCAUGUGUGACCGAGGCCAAGUAACCUGCCAGGAUGGAGAGUGUGCCAAAGUGGAGUGUGCCCAGGGUGAAGAAUUAAUUCACUUGGAUGGAAAAUGCUGUCCUGAAUGCAUUUCAAGGAAUGGUUAUUGUGUUUAUGAAGAAAAGGCAGAAUUCAUAUCUCCCAGUAUGAGUGAAGUUAAACAUAUUCCAGAGGGGGAGAAGUGGGAAGAUGGUCCCUGUAGGAUGUGUGAAUGCCGGGCAGCUCAGGUGACUUGCUAUGAGCCCUCUUGCCCGCCAUGUCCAGUGGCCAUGCUAUCCCUGGCGGUGAAGGGACAGUGCUGUCCAGACUGCACAGCAGUUCAUUGCCACCCAGACUGUUUGACCUGCUCUCACUCUCCGGACCACUGUGACCUCUGCCAGGAUCCCACCAAGUUGCUGCAGAAUGGACGCUGUGUGCACAGCUGUGGACUGGGCUUCUACCAAGCUGGCAGUCUCUGUUUAGCCUGCCAGCCUCAAUGCUCCACGUGUACCAGUGGGCUGGAGUGCUCCUCCUGCCAGCCGCCGCUACUGAUGCGGCGUGGACAGUGUGUGGCCACCUGUGGGGACGGCUUCUAUCAAGACCGCCACUCCUGUGCAGCCUGCCAUGAGUCCUGCGCAGGCUGCUGGGGGCCGACGGAGAAGCACUGCCUGGGCUGCCGGGACCCCCUGCACGUGCUGAGGGAGGGCAGCUGUGAGAGCAGCUGCGGCGAAGGCUUCUACCACAAGCAGGGCACCUGUCACGCUUGUGAGCAGUCCUGUAAGAGCUGUGGCCCCAGUAGUCCCAGAUGCCUCACCUGUGCUGAGAAGACUGUGUUGCACGAUGGGAAAUGCAUUUCGGAAUGCCCUGGCGGGUACUAUGCUGACCUGAGCGGCAAGUGCAAAGUUUGUCAUAAGUCAUGUGCCAGCUGCUCUGGGCCCACAGCCUCUCACUGCACAGCUUGCGUGCACCCCCAGGCUCUGCAUCAAGGCCACUGUCUGUCCAGCUGUGCAGAAGGCUUCUACGCUGACCACGCAAUCUGCAAAGCCUGUCAUCCCUCCUGCCUGGCUUGUGUGGGUCCUGAGCGCUCUCAGUGCACCAGGUGUGCGAAGCCAGAGCAGGGCCUGCAAGUCCAGCAGCUUUCUGGGGCCCAGGUCCCCUCUGGGGAAUGUCUGUCCCCAUGCAGAGCCCACUUCUACUUGGAGAGCACUGGACUGUGUGAAGCCUGCCACCAAUCCUGCUUCAGCUGUGCAGGAAAGAGCCCACAGAACUGCACAGUCUGCAGGCCGUCCCAUGUGCUGUUGGAUGGGCAGUGCCUCUCUCAGUGCCCAGAUGGCUACUUCAACCAGGAAGGUACUUGCACAGAAUGCCACCCAACCUGCAGGCAGUGCCGUGGGCCUUCUGCGUCCGACUGCCUCUCCUGUCACCCUCACAUCACGCUCGCGAGUGGGAUCUGCAGAGCCAGCUGCAAGGAAGAGCAGUUCCUCAACCUCGUGGGAUACUGUGCUGACUGCCACCCUCUGUGCCAGCACUGUGUCGCGGAUCUCCACAGCCCCGGGAGCAUCUGCCUGGCCUGCCAGAACACCCGCCACCUGCUGCUCGGGGACCACUGUGUCCCUCAGUGCCCUUCAGGAUACUAUGCAGAGAAAGGAGCUUGUACAAGAUGCCACUCCUCCUGCAGAACCUGCCAGGGCGGAGGGCCUUUCUCCUGCUCCUCGUGUGACAACAACCUCGUUCUGUCCCACAUUGGCACCUGUAGCGCCACCUGCUUCCCUGGACAUUAUCUCGAUGACAACCGUGCUUGCCAGCCAUGUGACGGGCAUUGUCGGAGCUGUGACUCACAGGCCAGCUGUACCUCCUGCCGAGACCCCAGCAAGGUGCUGCUCUUUGGGGAAUGCCAGUAUGAGAGCUGUGCCCCUCAGUACUACCUGGAUGUCACCACCAAGACAUGCAAAGAGUGUGAUUGGAGUUGCAAUGCGUGCACUGGGCCUCUGAGGACAGACUGCCUGCAGUGCAUGGACGGCUACGUUCUCCAGGAUGGUGCCUGCGUGGAGCAAUGCUUGCCAUCAUUUUACCAGGACGGGGGCUUCUGCAAGAGCUGUGACAGCCACUGUCUCCAGUGCCAAGGUCCUCAUGAGUGCACCCGCUGUGAAGGGCCAUUUCUCCUUUUGGAAGCCCAUUGUGUCCAGGACUGUGGGAAGGGCCAUUUUGCAGAUCACGCAAAACACCAGUGUACAGCCUGCCCUCGGGCGUGCUUGCAGUGCAGCCGCGGGGACCGAUGUCAUGUCUGUGACCAUGGGUUCUCUCUGAGAAGUGGCCUCUGUGUUUCCAACUGCGUUCCUGACUUCUCCGCCCACUCCUCUAAUGAAACAUGUGCUGGCAAGGUGCACACCCCCAGUCUGCACGUGAAUGGUUCCCUGGCCCUGGCCAUUGGCUCAAUGAAGGCGCUGGACUUUUCCCUCCUGAAUGUGCAGCACCAGGAGGGCAGGGUGCAGGACCUCCUGUUCCACGUAGUAAGCACUCCCACCAACGGGCAGCUGGUGCUCGCAAGAAAUGGCAAAGAGGCUCAGCUGGACAAGGCUGGCCGUUUUGGCUGGCAAGAUGUGAACGAGAAGAAAGUGCGCUUUUUGCACAGCAAGGACAAACUCAGGAAAGGUUACUUUUCACUGAAAAUCAGUGACCAGCAGUUCUUCUCUGAGCCACAACUGAUCAACAUACAAGCAUUUUCAACCCAGGCCCCCUACGUGCUGAGAAACGAGGUUCUCCACGUUAGCAGAGGACAGCGGGCAACCAUCACCACCCGGCUGCUUGACAUCCGAGAUGAUGACAACCCUCAGGAUGUGGUGGUGGAAGUGCUGGAUCCUCCGCUUCAUGGCCAAUUGCUCCAAACCCUUCAGUCCCCUGCCAGCCCUCUCUAUCAAUUCCGGCUGGAUGAACUCUCCAGAGGUCUUCUCCACUACGUCCAUGACGGCUCAGAGAGCACCUCUGAUGCUGCGGUCCUGCAGGUCAGCGACGGACACUCCUUCCAAAACAUCCUGUUCCGCGUGAAGACUGUGCCCCAGGAUGACAGAGGUCUGCGGCUCGUGGCCAACGCCAUGGUGUGGGUGUCGGAAGGGGGGAUGCUGCAGAUUACCAGCCGAAUUCUGCAGGCCGAGGCUGCGGGGACCAGCGCUGAAGAAAUCAUCUACAAGAUUGCGGAGGAUGACCCCCACUUUGGGGAUGUGGUCCUCCUGGUGAACAUGCCUGCAGACAGCCCGGCCGAGACAGGGCAGCACCUGCCCGAUGGGAGGACAGCUACCCCCACCAGCACCUUCACCCAGCAAGACAUCAAUGAAGGCAUAGUGUGGUACAGGCAUUCUGGAGCCCCAGGCCAGAGCGACUCCUUCCGCUUCCAGGUGUCCAGUGCUACAGAUGCGCAGGCCCACUUGGAGAGCCGCACGUUCAACAUCGCGAUCUUGCCGCAGACGCCGGAAGCGCCCCACCUCUCUGUGGGGACGUCUCUCCAUAUGACAGCACGGGAAGAUGGCCUGACCGUCAUCCAACCUCAUUCCCUCUCCUUUGUUAACUCUGAAAAGCCAAGUGGGAAGAUUGUAUACAACAUUACCCUCCCUCUGCCCCCAAAUCAAGGACUCAUCGAGCACCGGGACCAGCCUCAGGUUCCCAUCCGGUAUUUCACGCAGGAAGAUAUUAACCAGGGCAAAAUCCUGUACCGUCCUCCCGCUGCAGCCCCGCACCUGCAGGAGAUCAUGGCCUUCUCCUUCGCUGGCCUGCCAGAGUCAGUAAAGUUUCAUUUCACAGUUUCGGAUGGAGAGCACACAGGUCCGGAGCUGGUCCUCACCAUUCACUUACUUCGCACUGAUCGGCAGCCUCCCGUCUUCCAGGUCACGGCUCCCCUGCUUCGGGUCAGCCCAGGAGGCAGCACUUCUCUAGGGCUUCGGUCGGUGGUGGGAGCUGCUGAGACCGCAGCUGAAGACCUCUUCUUCGAGCUCCGGAGGCCUCCCGCGCAUGGGGUGCUCCUUAAGCACACAGCUGAGUUCCAGGGGCCCAUGGCCACAGGUGACACUUUCACUCAGGAGGAAAUGGAGAAAAAUGCUGUGCAGUACGUGCACGAUGGCUCCUCCGCCCAGGAAGACAGCAUGGAGAUCUCAGUCACAGAUGGCCUCGCAGCCAUGACGUUGGAAGUGAGAGUGGAGGUGUCACCGUCUGAGGCCCGAAGACCUCAGCUGGCUGCGGCUUCCUCUCUGAGCAUCACCGUUGCUAGUCAACGAACAGCCGUGAUCACCAGGGCGCACCUUGCGUACAUGGAUGAUUCUUCGCCUGAUUCUGAGAUCUGGAUUCAGUUACAUUCUCUGCCCACAUAUGGCUCUCUCUUAAAAACCUCAGGAUCUGAGGUGGAGGAACUCUCAGAGGCUUCCAAUUUCACAAUGGAAGACAUCAACAAUAAGAACAUCAGGUACUCGGCUGUGUUUGAGACAGAUGGCCGUCUGGUUACUGACAGCUUCCAGUUUUCCGUGUCUGAUGCAGACCACAACCAUCUGGACAAUCAGAUGUUCACCAUCCUGAUCACUCCUGCUGAGAAUCCACCCCCAGUCAUUGCUUUUGCUGACCUCAUCACGGUUGAGGAGGGAGGGAGAGCCCCCCUCUCAUUUCACCAUUUCUUUGCCACUGAUGAUCAGGAUAACCUCCAAGGAGAUGCUGUCAUUAAACUAAGUGCCUUGCCCAAAUACGGCUGCAUCGAGAACACCGGCACAGGUGAUCGUUUUGGCCCAGGAACUACCAGUGACCUAGAGGCAUCGUUCCCUAUCCAAGAUGUCUUGGAAAAUUCCAUUUACUAUUUCCAGAGUGUUCAUGAAAGCAUUGAGCCAACCCAUGAUAUUUUUAGUUUUUAUGUGAGUGAUGGAACCAGUCGUUCAGAAACUCACAGCAUCAACAUCACCAUUGAGAGGAGGAAUGAUGAGCCACCGAGAAUGACCUUGCGGCCACUCAGCGUGCACCUGAGCUCAGGAGUGGUGAUAAGCAAUUCUUCUUUGAGCCUACAAGACCUGGACACUCCAGAUAAUGAGCUGAUCUUUGUAUUGACAAAGCUGCCUGACCACGGUCAUCUUCUGCGGAGACUUAGUGCUUCUGAGCCCCUAGAGAGUGGGAUGGUUUUGGUCCAGGGCUCUUCCUUUACCUACCAGGAUGUCCUGGCUGGGCUGAUUGGAUACCUGCUUAGCAACCCUGGAAUGGCAGUGGAUGAAUUCCAGUUCUCCCUCACUGAUGGCCUGCAUGUGGACAUGGGGAGGAUGGAGAUCCACGUGGAGCUUCCUACCAGUGUUUCUCCCCACUUGGUUAUCAACCGAGGCCUACAGCUCUCAGCAGGGUCUGUAGCACGCAUCACAGAACAGCACUUGAAAGUGACAGAUGCCGACUCAGAUGACCUUCAGGUUAUGUACAUCAUGAAAGAAGAUCCUGGCAUAGGGCACCUGCAGAUGGUUAAACAGGACAACCUGCAGCAAAUCUCUGUGAGAGGGCCCCUCCGAAGUUUCACGCAGGCAGACAUUAGCCAAGGACUAAUAGAAUACAGUCACGGAGCAGGAGAGCCUGGUGGGAACUUCGCUUUUACAUUUGAUGUGGUUGAUGGCGAAGGCAACAGAUUGAUGGACCAGUUAUUUUCCAUCAGUGUUGGAGAUCACAAAUCCCCACCUGUCAUCAUCACCAACAAAGGGCUGGUCUUGGAUGAAAACUCAGUGAAGAAAAUCACCACCCUGCAGCUCUCUGCCACCGACCUGGACAGCGAGCCUACAGAACUGGUCUACAGAAUAAUUAGGCAGCCCCAGCUGGGCCGCCUGGAACACACCACGUCACCAGGUCUCCAGCUUAGUUCCUUUACUCAAGCUGACCUGACGUCCCGCAAUGUCCAGUACGUCCAUUCCAGCGAGACUGAGCAGCAGUCGGAUGCCUUCACCUUUACGCUGAGCGAUGGCGUCAGUGAGGUGACGCAGACAUUCCACAUCACCCUCCACCCCGUGGAUGACUCGCUGCCGGUUGUGCAGAACUCGGGGAUGCGAGUGCAGGAGGGGGUGAGGAAGACGAUCACAGAGUUUGAGCUCCAGGCGGUGGAUGCGGACACCGAGGCAGAGUCUGUGCUGUUCACUGUCGUGCAGCCCCCACGCCACGGCAGCAUCGAGCGGACCUCCAGGGGGCAGCACUCCCACCUGGCCUCCACCUUCACCAUGGAAGACAUCUACCAGAAGCGCGUGAGCUACAGCCAUGAUGGGAGCAACUCCCUCCGAGACUGGUUCAGCUUCACUGUUUCUGAUGGCACAAACCCAUUCUUUAUCGUCGAGGAAGGAGGGAGAGAGAUCCGGACGGCGGCACCUCAGCAGUUCCGAGUAGACAUCCUGCCAGUAGAUGAUGGCACCCCUAGAAUUGUCACCAACCUGGGCCUCCAGUGGCUGGAGUAUAUGGAUGGCAAGGCAACCAACUUGAUCACCAAGAAGGAACUGCUGACCAUGGACCCAGACACAGAGGACCCGCAGCUUGUCUAUGAGAUAACCAUGGGCCCCAGGCAUGGCUACGUGGAGAACAAGCUGCAGCCUGGCCGAGCUACCACGACGUUUACCCAGGAGGAUGUGAACUUGGGGUUGAUUCGUUACGUGUUGCAGGAAGAGAAGAUCCAUGAGAUGAUGGACAGUUUCCAGUUCCUGGUGAAAGACAGUAAACCCAACGUGGUCAGCGACAAUGUCUUCCAUAUCCAGUGGUCCCUCAUCAGCUUUAAAUAUACCAGCUACAACGUCAGUGAGAAGGCGGGGUCUGUGAGUGUUACCGUGCAGAGGACUGGGAACCUGAACCAGUAUGCCAUCAUCCUGUGUCGUACUGAGCAAGGCACUGCGAAAUCCAGCUCCAGGGUUGGCUCCCAGCCUGGACAGCAGGACUACGUGGAGUAUGCUGGCCAGGUGCAGUUUGACGAACGAGAGGACACCAAGUCCUGCACCAUUGUCAUCAACGAUGAUGACGUGUUUGAGAAUGUUGAGAGUUUCACUGUGGAGCUCAGCAUGCCAGCGUACGCCCUCUUAGGGGAGUUCACCCAGGCGAAGGUCAUUAUCGAUGACACUGAGGACGAACCCACAUUAGAGUUUGAUAAGAAGACCUACCGGGUCAACGAGAGUGCUGGUUUUCUGUUUGCACCUAUUGAAAGAAAAGGAGAUUCGAGCAGCAUCGUGUCUGCAGUUUGCUACACGGUGCCUAAAUCGGCUCUGGGAAGCAGCCUCCACGCUUUAGAAUCGGGCUCUGAUUUUAAAUCCAGAGGGAGGACUGCUGAGAGUCGGGUGAUAUUUGGGCCUGGUGUGACCAUGUCCACCUGUGACGUCAUGCUCAUCGACGACAGCGAGUAUGAAGAGGAAGAGGAAUUUGAGAUUGCCCUGGCCGAUGCUUCCGACAAUGCCCGCAUCGGAAGGGUGGCGACUGCCAAGGUGCUCAUCAGCGGUCCCAAUGAUGCCUCCACGGUCUCCCUGGGCAACACAGCCUUCACUGUCAGUGAGGAUGCAGGCACAGUAAAGAUUCCGGUUAUCCGCCAUGGAACCGACCUCUCCACUUUUACGUCUGUCUGGUGCGCCACGCGACCCUCGGACCCAGCUUCUGCCACUCCAGGUGUCGACUACGUGCCCAGCUCUAGGAAGGUGGAGUUUGGACCUGGUGCCACUGAGCAGCAUUGCACCUUGACUAUCUUGGAUGAUACUCAGUAUCCAGUCAUUGAGGGACUGGAGACAUUCGUGGUUUUCCUCAGCUCAGCACAAGGAGCCGAACUGACCAAACCCUUCCAGGCUGUCAUUGCGAUUAAUGACACAUUCCAAGAUGUGCCCAGCAUGCAGUUUGCCAAGGAUCUACUCCUGGUGAAGGAGAAGGAGGGCGUCCUGCACGUUCCUAUUAUACGGAAUGGAGACCUGAGCUAUGAGUCCUCUGUGAGGUGCUAUACUCAGAGCCAUACGGCUCAGGUCAUGGAGGAUUUUGAGGAGAGAAGAAAUGCGGACUCUUCCCGGAUCACAUUUCUGAAAGGGGAGAAGGUGAAGAACUGUACUGUCUACAUCCAUGACGAUUCCAUGUUUGAGCCAGAGGAGCAGUUCAAGGUCUACCUUGGCCACCCUCUUGGAAACCACUGGAGUGGAGCUAGAGUCGGAAAGAAUAACAUGGCCACCAUCACCAUAUCCAACGAUGAAGAUGCCCCCACCAUAGAGUUCGAAGAAGCUGCAUACCAAGUCCGGGAACCUGCAGGACCAGAUGCCAUUGCAAUUCUCAACAUCAAGGUGAUCCGCAGAGGGGAUCAGAACAGGACCUCCAAGAUUCGCUGUAGCACGCGUGAUGGGUCUGCCCAGUCUGGUGUGGAUUAUUACCCAAAGAGCCGAGUCUUAAAGUUCAAUCCUGGUGUGGAUCAUAUCUUUUUUAAAGUCGAGAUCCUGUCCAACGAAGACCGGGAGUGGCACGAAUCGUUCUCUCUAGUCCUCGGUCCGGAUGACCCAGUGGAAGCAGUACUUGGGGACGUGACCACUGCCACGGUGACAAUUCUAGACCAGGAGGCAGCAGGAAGUCUCAUACUGCCAGCACCACCCAUUGUGGUCACCCUUGCUGACUACGACCAUGUGGAAGAGGUCUCCAAGGAUGGAGCCAAGAAAUCGCCUUCCCCAGGCUACCCCCUGGUCUGUGUCACCCCCUGUGACCCCCACUUCCCCCGAUACGCUGUCAUGAAGGAGCGCUGCAGUGAGGCGGGCAUCAAUCAGACAUCCGUGCAGUUCAGCUGGGAAGUGGCCGCCCCCACGGACGGCAAUGGGGCCCGGUCGCCCUUUGAGACCGUCACUGACAACACGCCGUUCACCAGUGUCAACCACAUGGUCCUGGAUAGCAUUUACUUCAGCCGGAGGUUCCACGUGCGUUGUGUGGCAAAAGCUGUGGACAAGGUGGGCCACGUGGGGACCCCCCUAAGGAGCAACAUUGUGACCAUUGGAACAGACAGUGCAAUCUGCCACACCCCAGUGGUGGCUGGGACAGCCAGAGGCUUCCAGGCUCAGUCCUUCAUCGCGACUUUGAAAUACCUGGAUGUCAAACACAAGGAGCAUCCAAACAGGAUCCACAUUUCGGUGCAGAUCCCACACCAGGACGGAAUGCUGCCCCUCGUGUCCACCAUGCCACUGCACAACUUGCACUUCCUGUUAUCUGAGUCCAUCUACAGGCACCAGCAUGUCUGCUCCAACUUAGUCACCACCCACGACCUCAGAGGUAUCUCAGAGGCAGGGUUCCUGGACGACGUGGCCUAUGACAGCACUGCCCUGGGUCCUGGCUAUGACCGCCCCUUCCAGUUUGACCCCAGCGUGCGAGAGCUGAAGACCAUCCAGCUCUACAAGCACCUCAACCUGAAGAGCUGCGUGUGGACCUUUGACGCCUAUUAUGACAUGACUGAGUUGAUCGACGUCUGUGGGGGCUCCGUGACUGCUGACUUUCAGGUGAGGGACUCGGCUCAGUCCUUCCUGACCGUGCAUGUGCCCCUCUACGUGUCCUACAUCUAUGUGACCGCCCCCCGCGGCUGGGCCUCCUUGGAGCACCACACCGAGAUGGAGUUUUCCUUCUUCUACGACACCGUUCUCUGGAGAACAGGAAUCCAGACGGACAGCGUGCUCUCUGCAAGGCUGCAGAUAAUAAGAAUCUAUAUUCGAGAAGAUGGUCGUCUCGUCAUUGAAUUCAAGACCCAUGCCAAGUUCAGAGGGCAGUUUGUGAUGGAGCACCACACUCUCCCAGAUGUGAAAUCUUUCAUCCUGACUCCCGACCACCUGGGAGGAAUUGAGUUUGACCUGCAGCUGUUGUGGAGUGCACAGACCUUUGAUUCUCCCUACCAACUCUGGAGAGCCACAAGCUCCUACAACAGGAAGGACUACUCGGGGGAAUACACCAUCUACCUGAUCCCUUGUACGGUGCAGCCCACACAGCCGUGGGUUGACCCAGGCGAGAAGCCUUUGGCCUGUACUGCACAUGCUCCAGAAAGAUUCCUGAUACCCAUUGCGUUCCAGCAGACCAACCGCCCUGUGCCUGUAGUAUAUUCGCUCAACACUGAAUUUCAGCUCUGCAAUAACGAGAAGGUGUUCCUGAUGGAUCCCAACACCUCUGACAUGUCCCUGGCAGAGAUGGACUACAAAGGAGCCUUCUCUAAAGGUCAGAUCCUCUAUGGCCGAGUACUUUGGAAUCCAGAACAAAACCUUAAUUCUGCUUACAAGCUGCAGCUGGAGAAAGUCUACCUGUGCACCGGCAGGGAUGGCUACGUGCCUUUCUUUGAUCCCACGGGGACUGUCUACAACGAAGGGCCACAGUAUGGAUGCAUUCAGCCCAACAAACACCUAAAACACAGAUUCCUGCUCUUGGACCGCAGUCAGCCAGAGGUCACAGAUAAGUACUUCCACGACGUACCUUUUGAGGCCCACUUUGCUUCCGAGCUGCCCGAUUUCCAUGUGGUCAGCAGCAUGCCAGGUGUGGAUGGCUUCACUCUCAAAGUCGACGCCCUCUACAAGGUGGAGGCAGGACACCAGUGGUAUCUCCAGGUGAUCUACAUUAUUGGCCCUGACACCAUCACAGGGCCCCGGGUCCAGCGCUCUCUCACAGCCACCCUGAGGCGCCACCGAAGGGACCUGGUGGACCCCAGUGGCCAACUGACCCUUGACGAUUCCCUCAUCUAUGACAAUGAAGGGGACCAAGUCAAGAAUGGCACGAACAUGAAGUCCCUGAAUCUGGAGAUGCAAGAACCUGUUGUGGCCGCUUCCCUGUCCCAGACUGGGGCGUCCAUUGGCAGUGCCCUGGCUGCCAUCAUGCUCCUACUUCUGGUGUUUUUGGUGGCUUGUUUUAUCACCAGGAAAUGCCAGAAACAGAGGAAGCAACAACCAGCAGAGGACAUUUCGGAGGAAUACCCUCUGAAUACCAAGGUGGAGGUGCCCAAGAGGAACCCGGACAGGGUGGAGAAGAACGUGAACAGACAAUACUGCACCGUGCGGAACGUCAACCUGCUCAGUGACGCACAGGGGGUAUACACGUUCAAGGGGGCUAAAGUGAAGAAACUGAAUCUAGAAGUCAGAGUCCACAACAACCUACAAGACGGAACGGAAGUUUAA
This is a messenger RNA of Lepus europaeus (European hare), 11982 nucleotides long. RefSeq names its product Fraser extracellular matrix complex subunit 1 (gene FRAS1). Gene Ontology annotation, biological process: cell communication. The record is from RefSeq and is a predicted model, not a curated record. Lineage: Eukaryota; Metazoa; Chordata; Mammalia; Lagomorpha; Leporidae. The coding region runs from base 1 to 11982 and encodes 3993 amino acids. Gene Ontology annotation, cellular component: membrane. Gene Ontology annotation, molecular function: protein binding. The transcript has 73 exons.